UCAUUGUUUUUAAUCAAUUCGUGUUUGAGUGUCAAAGCGACAAGAACAUGCUGAGAUCGAGGAUUUUAGGGCUCCGCAGGGUCAUUUUUGCGGUACCUCAAGUUGCUGUACCACGUUUGACUCCCGUUAGGACAUAUAAAAUCAAACAGCCAUGUGACGCUCACAUGAACGAACUGCCUAUCCCGUGCGGGCCGUGGCAGCCCUGGUACGACGCGAAGCAAAGCUUCUACAACAAGAUCCUCAUAGGCGGAGUACUGUGGUUUCUGUUCUCGUUCGCCAUGAUGAUAAUGACCGACAGCAUUUAUUUGCACUUCGCUCCGCCCUCGCACCCCGGCCCUCCCAGCGACAUGGUGCAGGACUGCGAAGAUGAAUAGCUAAAAUAUAACUUGUGACCUCA
This is a messenger RNA of Leguminivora glycinivorella, 397 nucleotides long. RefSeq lists its product as uncharacterized. Lineage: Eukaryota; Metazoa; Arthropoda; Insecta; Lepidoptera; Tortricidae. The transcript has 3 exons. The record is from RefSeq and is a predicted model, not a curated record. Bases 48 to 374 code for a protein of 108 amino acids.